Molecule: messenger RNA, 3448 nt
Organism: Acomys russatus (golden spiny mouse)
Lineage: Eukaryota; Metazoa; Chordata; Mammalia; Rodentia; Muridae
Gene: Rgsl1
Product: regulator of G protein signaling like 1
Exons: 21
Coding region: 1-3273 (1090 amino acids)
Source: RefSeq, a predicted model, not a curated record
AUGAGCAACGCUGAAAUAAUCGCUUCUACAAACCUUAUAAUUCUUUUGGAGGAUGAAAACUUUGCUGACUUUUUCAACACAUUUCUUUCUCUCCCGGUCUUUGGUCAGACACCAUUUUAUAAUGUUGAGAAUUCACAAUGGAGCUUAUGGCCAGAAAUACCUUAUGACUUGAUUUCCAAGUACAAAGGACUAUUGACCUGGUUGGAAAAAUACCGGUUACCUUUCUUCUGCAAAACAAACUUGUGUUUCUAUUACAUCCUCUGCCAGGAACUCAUCAGCUUUAUUAAGUCCCCGGAAGGAGCUAAGAUGAUGAGAUGGAAAGUGGCGGACCAGUGGCUUCUGGAGAAAUGCAUCGCUGGGGUCAGAGGGAUAUGGCGGUUCUGCUCCUACCUCACCGGCAGUGCAGGUGAAGAGUUGCUGGACUUCUGGAUCCUUACCGAGAAGAUCCUGAGCAUAGAUGAGACGGACUUGUACAUGAGAGACUACUACCUGUCCCUCUUGCUCGUGCUCAAGGCCACUCAUCUGCAGGAAGGCUCCAGAGUGGUGACUCUCUGCAACAUGAACAUCAAGUCUCUCCUGAACCUCUCCAUCUGGCACCCCAACCAGUCCACUACCCGAAGGGAGAUCCUAAGCCACAUGCAGAAGAUGGCUCUGUUCAAAAUCCAGAGCUACUGGCUCCCCAACUUUUACAACCACGCCAAGAUGGCAAUGGCCAGUGAGGAAGCAUGCCACGGCCUGAUGCAGGAAUAUGAGACUCGCCUAUGCAGUGUUUGCUGCGCGCAUGCAGGGGGGCUCCCUCUAAACAUGAGCAUCAAGAAAUCCCACUGCUCCCAAAAGAAGUAUUCAAGCAGGAAGGCCAAGAAGAAGAUGUGGCAGCUGACUGAACCUAUCUUGUCCCUGGAAACAGACUCCAAGCCAGAAGCCUCCACUAGUGCCCAAGAAGAGGCGCGUCUUCUAGAAAACGUAGUUUUACAGAAGCCUUCCCUGGGGGGAGGAGAUUCCUCAAAGGAGACAAUAAUCCAUGUUUUGAACAAGGAUACUCAGUGGGCCAAGAAACCCACUGUGAAGAAGAAACCCAAGAUCCAAUUCCACAUGGAGGGCCUCUUUGAGACAAAGUUCUCCAGCCACCUGAGAGCUUCCACCCCCAUCAUCAACCACCCUGCCCCACUGGCAGUGAAGAAGUCCCUCAAGCGAAACCUCUCCUUUGGGUACACUCACUGGGCCCUGUGCGCUGAUGCCUGUGCAGGGAGUCCGUUCCGGUUUCACCUGAAGAAAAUGAAUUUGAAGGUGGAAGUCCACCUCCUGGACCUUUGGCAGGACCUGCAGCAUUUCCUCGGUGUUCUGAUGAAUAACAGAAAGAACGGGAAUGCGCUCUUUCGCCACAUGCUUGGUAACAGAAUCUGCGAGCUCUACUUGAACGAGCAGAUCGGACCGCCAUUACCACUCAAACCUCAGACCGUCCAGGGCCUGAAGAAGCUUCUGCCAUCUGGGGAUGUGAACCCCUGGAUCCCCAAAGCCCAGAUGGAGAUCUGCAAGGUGCUCAGCCCCUGGUAUGAUGAGUUCCUGAGUGAAGAGGACUACUGGUUCCUCGUCUUCACAACUCAAACACGCUUCAUCAAAGCCCGAUGGCAUAAAAGAGAACCCACAAGCAAAGAAGAAUAUAUUUUUCUUUACAAAAGGAUUCAAGAAUCUCUAACAUUAAGCCAGGGCUUGGCUAACAUGCAGGAAAUGGAUUCUAUGGAGUGGAAAAAAGUGGCGACUCAGAACCUGCGACAGAGUGGGUCUCUCCAGGUAGAAAAGACAACCCCGGUGUUCUUAACAGACUUUAGUAAAAUGACCUUUGAGGAGCUUUCCUAUAAGAACCCAAAGUUGGCCAUAGAAAAGAUCAGUGAAGACUACAAAAUAUACUGUGAAAGGGCACCUCAAAAAGAUAUCACAGUGGAAAUUGUCAAGCAAGCAAAACAUACACACUCACAAAGGAAGGCGUCCUUUGUUAAAAGAUCUGUCCUAAGAAAGCCUUCCAUAAGACCCAGGAACAUCACAGAGGUCCUCCUAAACAUGCCACACCUUGAGUACUUCAAGGAUUUCCUCAAAGACCGGAAGGCUGAAAGCCCGUUGCUGUUCCUGAUAGCCGUACAGAAGAUCAUGAUGGAGACCAAUGAAAAGGCAUACAAGACAGCUUUGGAAAAUAUAAGCAAGACUUACUUCCAUGGCAAGAUCCCUGCCGAAGAAAUGCUGCAGUGUGAUGCUCCUCUUAUCAAAGAAAUUGUUAACAUGCGUCACAUUACCACCACCACAUUGCUGAUGCUCCAGAGUUACGUCAUGAAAUCUUUGGAAGAAAAGUGGUUUAAAGAAUACCAAGACAUGUUCCCACCACGUCCUGUGGAGAUGGACAUUGAAACACAAAUUGCCCCUAGGAAGCCCUCAAAGUCAGCAACGCACAUACAGGAAUUUCAGAGGAAAGGGUGGAUGAAGAUGAUCGGCUUCAUCAAGAGUUUUUGCAAGUACCGCAGACUCAUGACAAAUCCCAAGAUGCGGCAACAGUUUAUAGAUUUCAUCCACCUGGAAAUGUACAACAGCAAAGAGAAUUUCUCUGCAUCCCCCACCACCACGUCUGCACGUCAGACUCCUGUACUCCCUGGUACCCGGAGCACGGAACAGGAAAAUGGGGACCUAGUCCUUGUAAAACGCCGGAUAUUUGGCCACAGAAUUAUCACUAUCAACUUUGUCGUUAAUGAUCUUUUUUUCUUUUCUGAAAUGGAAAGAUUUAAUGACCUGGUGAGCUCGGCUCAGAUGCUGCAGAUCAACAGAGCAUACACUGAAAAUGACAUCAUCUUGAUGCGGUCUAAACUUAAUAUUAUUCUAAAGCUCUACCUGACUUCCGAUGUCCCUCCAAAGCUGAGGGUGAACAUCUCCGAGUCUCAGAAGGAUAUCAUCUUUGCUGCCAUCACAGACGGCCACCUAGACCGGACCAUCUUCCAUGGCGCUAUUAUGUCCAUCUUCCCUGUCAUCAUGUACUUCUGGAAAAGGUUUUGUGCUUGGAAGGCAAAACGCUCUUACGUAGAGUACAUGGGGAAGAAGUUUAAGGAUGGAAGAAGUCCUCCCAAGUCUACAUACAAGUACCCACCAUGGAGUGGUGGUGAACAUACCGUCUUAAGGUUCACCUUGCUCAGAGGUACCGAAUGGUUUCGACCUCAGCAUACCCGGGAUAUAGUGGCCAAUUCAAUCCCAAACUACCAAAAGUGCCCUACAUCCAAAAAAGAAAAGAAGUAAUCAAGUCAGGGCCAGAUCAGAAGCAAAUCAUCCCUUAGCAGCCUCCCAACACUGACAGAAUCCUUUUUGGUCAGAAAUGAAGUGUCUGGGCACCAUCCUGAAAGAGCAAGGAGAAUUGGGCAUCCCAUACAAAGCAAUACCAGACUCCAGCAGGUAAGAUAUGGACAGAGAGUGU